AUGCCCGGGUCCCCCAUGGAAGUGAAGAUUCAUUCAAGAUCCUCACCUCCCACCAUGGCACCUCUGCCACCAGUGAAUCCAUCUGGCCCAAGGCCUGUAUCGUUUCCACCCACCUCACUUUCAAAUGGCAUGAACCAUUCUCCUUCUUUACUGAAUGGAGCUCCAUCCCCUCCGCAGCGUUCCAGCAAUGGACCUUCCUCCUCAUCUUCAUCCUCUCUGGCUAAUCAGCAACUACCGGCUACCUGUGGGGUGAGACAGCUCAGCAAACUCAAGAGGUUCCUCACCACUCUGCAGCAGUUUGGCAAUGACAUCUCCCCUGAGAUUGGAGAGAAAGUCCGGACCCUUGUACUUGCUUUGGUGAACUCAACUAUAACCAUAGAAGAAUUUCAUUGCAAGCUCCAGGAAGCCACCAAUUUUCCUCUCCGACCCUUUGUCAUCCCAUUCCUCAAGGCCAACUUGCCGCUUCUCCAGAGGGAAUUACUGCACUGUGCUCGCACAGCCAAGCAGACUCCAUCUCAGUACUUGGCACAACAUGAACAUCUGCUUCUCAACACCAAUACAUCAUCCCCAUCUGAUUCCUCUGAGCUGCUCAUGGAGGUCAAUGGCAAUGGGAAACGACACAGCCCAGAAAGGAGAGAGGAUAACGUGUUUGAAAGGGAGCCUGUACCUCCUGAACCACCCAUGAAGAGGGUGUGCACUAUUAGCCCUGCUCCCCGUCACAGCCCGGCCCUGUCCUUGCCCAUCUUGAAUUCUUCUAACCAGUAUCACCCCACCCCACCUCCUCUACAACACUACACAUUGGAUGAUAUCCCAGGAUCACAGCUGUACAGGGAUCCACUGUGCAAGAUCGGGGAACACAGAGAAGUUAGAGAGCGCCAUCAUCCGGUGGGCGGGGUUAACGGCAAUUUGACCAAUGGCUACCAAGAAGAGCUCGUUGAUCACAGGCUGACUGAGAGAGAAUGGGCGGAGGAAUGGAAGACUCUAGACCAUGCCUUGAACUGUAUAAUGGAAAUGGUGGAAAAGACAAGGCGUUCUAUGGCAGCGUUACAUAGGUAUCAAGAAGCGGACAGGGAGGAGCUGAAUUACUGGAAGAGGCGGUACAACGAAUCCUCAGAGCUCCGGAAAGGAAGCGAGCACUCGAGUAGGCAGCACAGUCCAACCAGUACUGAAUCUGGUACCAAUGAUCUUCAGAGGGACUUUAGUAGCAGAAGGACAGGAGGAAGCUAUGUUACUGAUGAGAUCUGGAGGAAAGCAGAGGAGGCUGUAAAUGAGGUGAAGAGGCAAGCCAUGUCUGAAGUACAGAAGGCCGUAUCUGAGGCCGAACAGAAAGCAUUUGAGAUGAUUGCAUCAGAGAGGGCCAGGAUGGAACAGACUAUUGCAGAUGCAAAGAGGAGAGCAGCAGAGGACGCGUUCCUUGUAGUGAAUGAGCAGGAGGAAUCAACUGAGACUUGUUGGAACUGCGGUCGUAAAGCAAGUGAGACUUGCAGCGGAUGCAAUAUUGCUCGAUACUGUGGAUCGUUUUGUCAGCACAAAGACUGGGAGAAGCAUCACCGGAUCUGCGGACAGAGCCUACACGGUCCAGCUAAGGCCCUAACCCCGGUCCGCUCCCUACUGCCGAAACCAUCUGACCCUAUAUUGCUUAGCCCAGCAGUUGAACGGUCAUCCAGCACCACCUCUCGCUCUUCCACUCCUGCAUCUGUGACCGCUGUGGAAAGCUUGUGA
This is a messenger RNA of Staurois parvus, 1722 nucleotides long. NCBI's taxonomy places the organism in Eukaryota, Metazoa, Chordata, Amphibia, Anura, Ranidae. The record is from the annotation of a GenBank genome assembly.